UCGUCAUCAUCCUCUAUUCUUCUUCUUCUUCUUCUUGCUAAAAAAAAAAGAAUCAUUAUCCAUCCAUUGAUUGCUCUCAUCUCCGGCCGCCGCUUUGUACAAGAAAGAAAGAAAGAGGAGCGGAUGGGGAUGAGCGCGCUCGUCUCCGGCCAGCCGGCGCUGCUAUGCCCCAAGCCCUCUUGGAGGAGCAGCGCUAGGACUAGGACUGUGAGAGCACCGGCCGCCGGUUCUGCUUCUGGCUCUGCCUCCGCUGCAUACCCUUCUUCUUUCUCCCCAACGGCGCCAUCCCUGUCUCUGGGACCCACCAAGGAUUUCACAUGGCGGCGCACCGGCACCGCAAGAGCCAUCAUCCCCCUUCUCCACGCGCUGCCCCCUCCUCAGGACGCACAAGACGACGACGGCACCGCAUCCUCCUCCUCUCUUGCUCUUGCUCUUCAAAAGGAGGAGGACAAUGCUCUCUCGUUCAGCCGCCUUUAUCCUGGGACUGUCGGCAUCGACCUCAUUCUUCUAGCCCUGCCUGCAGUCUUAGGCCAGGCCAUCGACCCCAUGGCACAGCUCAUGGAGACCGCGUACAUCGGUAAAUUAGGUGCUCUGGAGCUAGCGUCAGCUGGUAUUGGCGUCGCUAUUUUUAACAUCCUAUCCAAGAUUUUCAACAUCCCCUUGCUGAGCAUAGCAACCUCAUUUGUGGCCGAGGAUAUUUCCAAGAAUGCUACCAAGCAUUCUACUUCAGGCAAACUGGAGCUGACAUCUGUGUCAUCGGCUUUGGUUCUAGCUGCUGCUAUUGGUACAAUCGAAGCAUUGGCAUUGUUCCUAGGAUCAGGAUUGUUUCUUAAACUAAUGGGCGUCUCACCUGUCUCUCCGAUGUAUACAUCUGCGCGGCUGUUUCUUUCGCUGAGAGCCUUAGGAGCACCUGCAAAUGUGAUUAUGUUAGCAGUGCAGGGUAUCUUUCGUGGAUUCAAGGAUACCAAGACUCCCGUGCUUUUUAUAGGUUUGGGGAAUCUUUCUGCUGUGGUCCUUCUUCCGCUACUUAUAUAUGGUUUUAAGCUUGGUAUAACAGGAGCCGCAAUUUCUACAGUCGCAUCCCAGUACAUUAUUGCCAUUUUGCUUAUGUGGUCUCUAAGUAAAAGAGCUGUUCUGCUUCCUCCAAGGAUGGACCAGUUAGAGUUCGGUGGAUAUUUGAAAUCUGGUGGCAUGCUAUUGGGAAGAACCCUCUCGAUACUGUUAACUAUGACCAUCGGUACAUCAAUGGCUGCUCGACAAGGCCCAACAGCUAUGGCUGCUCAUCAGAUUUGUUUGCAAGUAUGGCUUGCUGUAUCUUUGCUUGCAGACGCUUUAGCAGUUUCUGCCCAGGCUCUGAUAGCAAGCUCUUACGCAGUAUUGGACUACAAAAGGGUCCAGAAGGCAGCAAUGUUUGCUCUGCAGAUAGGGCUAGUUAGUGGGUUAGCUUUGGCAGUUGGCCUGUAUAUCUCAUUUGGCAGUAUAGCAAGGCUAUUUACCAACGACCCUCAGGUCCUAACGGUCGUGAGCUCCUGUGCAUUGUUUGUCUGUGCUAGUCAACCAGUUAAUGCCUUGGCAUUCAUCUUUGAUGGUCUCCAUUACGGUGUCUCAGAUUUUGAUUAUGUCGCUCAAGCUACGAUUGUGGUUGGGGUGAUAUCAUCGUUGGUCUUGUUAUAUGCUCCACGUGUCUUUGGCCUGGCCGGAGUUUGGGCUGGUUUGACAACACUCAUGGGACUGCGCAUGGCUGCAGGCAUCCUGAGGUUGCUAUGGAAAUCAGGACCUUGGUCAUUUUUACACGAGGAACCAGAAACCAAGGCGCAGCCACUAGCAUCAUAAUAAUUUUAUGAUGAGACAGCGCCAGUUGGGUGGUAGAGGGAGCUGGCAUGCAGAUGCAGCUAAGGAAUGAAGAAGCACAAGCAUCAUAACCAAGGAGGGAUCAACUUGAUAAGCUAAUAGGAUUGUGAUUGGUUUAGUCACUUUUGUGCAUGUAUGUAUUUAUAUGUAUGUAAAGUAUAGGAGGAGUAUUUCAUUUUAUGUUGCCAGCAUUUAUCCAUUUAUUUGUUUAUUCUAGCUAUGACCAUUUCUGAUGAUAUGUAUAACAUGGAAGAAAUGUGAGUUCAAGU
Molecule: messenger RNA, 2120 nt
Organism: Hordeum vulgare subsp. vulgare (domesticated barley)
Lineage: Eukaryota; Viridiplantae; Streptophyta; Magnoliopsida; Poales; Poaceae
Product: protein DETOXIFICATION 45, chloroplastic
Exons: 14
Coding region: 124-1833 (569 amino acids)
Biological process (GO): transmembrane transport
Cellular component (GO): membrane
Molecular function (GO): xenobiotic transmembrane transporter activity; antiporter activity
Source: RefSeq, a predicted model, not a curated record